Molecule: messenger RNA, 5161 nt
Organism: Lepidothrix coronata (blue-crowned manakin)
Lineage: Eukaryota; Metazoa; Chordata; Aves; Passeriformes; Pipridae
Gene: OTUD7B
Product: OTU deubiquitinase 7B
Exons: 11
Coding region: 73-2541 (822 amino acids)
Biological process (GO): protein K48-linked deubiquitination; protein K63-linked deubiquitination; protein K11-linked deubiquitination
Cellular component (GO): cytoplasm; nucleus
Molecular function (GO): DNA binding; K63-linked polyubiquitin modification-dependent protein binding; zinc ion binding
Source: RefSeq, a predicted model, not a curated record
AUUGAUGCCGAGGAGCCGAUCCGGCGCCGCCGACCCCGUCCGUGCGCGGCUCCAUGAGCCACGGCCUCGGCUAUGGACAUCGUCCUGUCGGAUUUUGUUCGCUCGACGGGGGCAGAGCCGGGGCUGGCCAGAGACCUCCUCGAAGGCAAGAACUGGGACCUGAGCGCGGCGCUGAGCGACUUCGAGCAGCUCCGGCAGGUGCACGCCGGGAAUUUGCCGCCUUCCUUCAACGAGGGCCGCGGUGCCCGGCCCCCGGAGCCGCGGGAGGCGGCACGGCCGGGGCGGCCGCCCCUGCAGCGCCAGGAUGACGUCGUGCAAGAGAAGCGCCUGUCCCGAGGCAUCUCCCACGCCAGCUCCACCAUCGUGUCCCUGGCGCGUUCCCACGUCUCCAGCAACGGCGGCAGCAGCGAGCACCUGCUGGAGAUGCCCAUCUGCACCUUCCAGCUGCCCGACCUCACCGUGUACUCCGAGGAAUUCCGCAGCUUCAUCGAGCGGGACCUCAUCGAGCAGUCCAUGCUGGUGGCACUGGAGCAGGCUGGGCGCCUGAACUGGUGGGUGACGGUGGAUCCCAGUUGCCAGCGGCUGCUGCCCCUGGCCACCACCGGCGACGGGAACUGCCUUCUCCACGCCGCCUCCCUGGGAAUGUGGGGCUUCCACGACCGGGAUCUCAUGCUGCGGAAAUCCCUCUACACCCUGAUGGACAAGGGAGCGGAGCGGGAGGCGCUGAGGCGGAGGUGGCGCUGGCAGCAGACGCAGCAGAACAAGGAGUCUGGGCUGGUGUACACGGAGGAGGAGUGGCAGAAGGAGUGGAACGAGCUGAUCAAGUUGGCGUCCAGCGAGCCCCGCGUGCACUACGGCACCAACGGCGGCGGCUGCGGCGGGGUGGAGAGCUCAGAAGAGCCGGUGUACGAGAGCCUGGAGGAGUUCCACGUCUUCGUCCUGGCCCACGUGCUGAAGAGACCCAUCGUGGUGGUGGCAGACACGAUGCUGCGGGACUCGGGGGGGGAAGCAUUUGCCCCGAUUCCCUUUGGAGGGAUCUAUCUGCCCCUGGAAGUCCCAGCCAACAAAUGCCACCGGUCUCCGUUGGUUCUGGCUUACGACCAAGCCCAUUUUUCUGCCCUGGUCUCCAUGGAGCAGAAGGAAAACACAAAGGAUCAAGGGGAUGCAGGCGUGACGCUGUCGCUGGAGGCCAAGCUGCACCUGCUGCACAGCUACAUGAAUGUGAGGUGGAUCACGUUGCCUUGUGACACGCAGGCGCCUCUGGCCCAGCCGGAAUCCCCCACGGCCUCUGCAGGGGACGACGCUCGUUCAGCGGCAGAGUCGGGCGAGUCGGACAAGGAGUCGGUGUGCAGCAGCUCUGCCAGCAACGGGGGCCUGAGGGCAGGCAAGGACAGGGAGAAACCAAAGAAAGAGCGGGAAAAGGAGAAGGAAAAGGAUAAGAAACGGGCGGACUCGGUGGCCAACAAGCUGGGAAGCUUCGGGAAGACUCUGGGCAGCAAGCUAAAAAAGAACAUGGGGGGCUUGAUGCACAGCAAGGCCGUGAAGGGCGGCCUGAGCAACGGGCAGGGAGACACCCUGGAGAAGAAGAAGAAAGGGUCCCUGAAGGCACGGAAAGGCAGCAAAGAGGAAUGUUCCCCAGGAGACUUGGCAGCUCCCGCGGAGAAGGCGUGCCCGGGGAAAGCGGCCCCGGAGAAGGCGCCGGAUCCCUCCAAGUACGGCAGCGACGUGCGGCUGAGCCUGAGCAUCCUGCGCGCGGCCAUGCAGGGCGAGCGCAAGUUCAUCUUCGCCGGCCACCUCAAGACCAGCACCCGGCACCAGUUCCAGGAGGAGAUGAUCCAGAGGUACCUCCUGGACGCCGAGGAGCGCUUCCUGGCCGAGCAGAGGCAGAAGGAGGCGGAGAAGAAGGCGCUGGGCAGCGCUGCCCCGGCCAAGAAGCCGGAGGGGGACGCGGGCGCCCACCGGGGCGAGGAGGUGAUGCCAGGCCCUGUGUUCCCCCAGCUGCCCCCCGCCUACCCCUCCCAGCCCCUGGAGCCAGCCCUGGGCGCUAAAAUAGCCGCUUUUCCCACGGGCUAUUCCGGCGUUUUCACCUUCCCCAGGCCCUCCGUGGGCAGCGCGGAGGGGCCGCACCCCCCCGGGUGCCCCGAGGGCCGGAGGCAGCUGGCGGGGGGGCCCUGCGGGAGCCUCCCCCCCUACGCCACCCUGCCCCGGCACCACCAGGCCCGGCCCGGCCCCCCCGGCCCUGCCCACCCGGGCAGGUUCUCCCCCACGGACAUGGACAUCCAGCCCCCCUUCCCGCCGGAGUGCGAGGGCUCCGGCUGCCUCCCCCCCCCCAGCAACGGCUGCCGGGAAUUCCUGGAGCAGGACAAGGGGGGAACGGCGGAUAAAACGAGAAGCCGAGCCCUCUACAACAUCCAGCAGACCAAGUGCAAACAGCCCAACUGCAGCUUUUACGGACACCCGGAGACUGGGAAUUUCUGUUCCUGCUGUUACAAGGAGGAGCUGCGGCGCCGGGAGCGGGAGGCGCUGGUGCACAGGUUCUGACGCUCCCCCCACCCCCGUGCGGAUCUGGGCCCCCUGGAACACGGGGAAUGCAAUAAUAUAGAUCCAUUAUGGUUUUAUACACCCCCCCCGCCCCCCUUCCCGGGAGCGGGCGAUCGUGGGAUUGGGCUGGUGGGAUGGAGGGGGCUGCAGGAGGGAGAGGGCAGGGGAAAACCAGCCCCCGCCUUCCCGGAGCCCCUGCGAGGGAGGAGGAGGAAUCCCGGGGAUGGCUUGGGACAGCGGGGGCUGCUCGGGUCGGAGCACAGGGUGAGGGGGGAGAAUUCCUCAAAAACUCAAUAAACCAGACCAAAGCUUUGGGAGCUGGGGGGGAGGGUGAGGGGGGGCAGCCCCCGCCGGGUCCUUCCCGUCGCCCCCGACCGCCCGGGACGGAGCGAAAACGCCCCAGUUGGAGCGUCACAAACCUUUUAAUGGAGUUUUUUAACACUGGUUUUAUUCUGUAUUUCUUCUUGCUGGUACUGAGCGACGGUCGGAGUUGGACACUGGUGGGGUGGGGUGGGUCGGACUCCCCCUGCCCGGCCCCGGGAUGGCUCCGAGCGCUGGGAGGGCGGGCUCGGGCUCUGCCCCUCCGUGGGCUCUGCCCUCCCCCACGGGCUCUUCCCCCGCCCCCGACGGGCUCAGCUCUGGUUUUAAAAUGCUCUUUUUAAACACUUCCUGGGGCAGGGGGAGCUCCCAGCGCUCCAGGGGUUGGAGCUUUAUUUUCCCGUGUGGAAGCCCCAGCCCGCGGGAGAACCGAAGGUCGGAGUCUCCUGGCAGGAAUUCCCGCCGGAGUGGGGCAGAUCCCCCCAGGGCAGGGGGGAAUCAAUCCGGGGGGGUCGCAUAACUCCGUACUUGAGCACAGCUACUCGUACUACCUCUGAUCCCGAUUAACUCGGCUCCGUUGUGCUGAGCCACCAACUGACCUUUAGGCUGCGGAAUUAAUCCAUAUUUUUGAUAACAGGGCUAAAAAGCGGAACAAUAAGGUAAAAAUCCUCCCGUGACUAAUGUCCCACGGCAUUCCCAGCCCCAUCCCGGCCUCCCCCUCACCCCCCCCGCCAGCUCCCAGGGUGGGAUUCACUUUAGCACUGCGAAGUUUGCACAGAAUUCCUUGGGUUUUUUGGUAACUGCAGCUCCCAAACCGGCCCCAGUCCUGCACAGAGCGAGGUGCAGCGUUUCCCAUCACACGGAAAUAAAACAGGAGUUCUAUCCGUCAGCCCGAGCUUUACGACAUUCCCUUGUUUUUAUUUUGGGGUUUGUUUUCCAGAAGGCACCAAACUAUGCAACCCCCCCCUCCCGAGCUGCUCCUGCCUGUGGCCCUUCCUGGGAGAAGGGAUAGGGGAUGGGGUGGAGGAGCUGGAAGGGUGCUGAGCUCGGGGCUCACCCGACGCCUUACGCUUGGCCCUGCAAAUGUUGACUUAGACCUAAAACCCCCCAGAAUUAAGGCCUUUCCUACACCUAAACCCCCUCAGAUUAAGGCCUUUCCGAGCGGCAUCCCAACACUUUGAAUCCACCCAACAACGCUCCCUUGCCCACGAAUUUUCAAAUCCGAAUUUCGAACGCCCCGGGGAUGGUUUGACUCCAGUUUUAAGUCGUUUCCCCUGGUUUUAUGAAAUCCCCAAGCUCCUGCUCCCUCUGGCUCCUCUGGCCUCAGAACAAAGGCCAGAGAGUGCAGUUUUUCCCUCAAACUGCAGGAAUUCCGAUGGACUUUACCCCCGGGGCAGGGAUGUGCCACAGGCUCUGCCCCCACUUGGUUCACCCCGGAUUUUGAGCCGAGGUGGUUUAAAACCAAACCAAACCUUCGACUGUUGUGUGGGCACUUGGGUUUAAGUUCCAGUUUCCCGUGUUCAUUUUUCCCAAAAUCAGAGCAGCAGCUUUAUUUUGGGGUUGGGAAUAUCCUCCAGCUGUGCUGGGAGCUCCAGGAGCAGGGAUGCCCCACGGCACAGGGGGGAAGGUGGGGGGUGACACUUCACUGCUGGUUCCUUGGGUUUGGGGAGAAUUUCUCUGCAAUUUGGUUAAAUCCAUCCCGAUGGAUGCUGGCUUUGGGGGGGGUGGGAAGCACCCGGACCCGCUCGCUGCUUUAUUGGGUUUGGGGGGGCGGGGAGAGAGAGGGAAAAUGCAGAAAACCUGGAGGAAAAGCACCAAACCUGCCCCGGGGAGGGAUUUUUCCACUGGGAUGGGGACGGGGAGGCUGCAAUGUGACCCCAAGGUCAAACUAAGUGCACUUACUGGUGUGGUUGGAAUUCAAAUCGCUGCCAUCGGAUCCUGGUGGAAGAACACUUUGUCUUUCAGGGUGUGUAAAACCCGUUCUUGGGAUUUUCUUUGAUUUUAUUGAACGAGAUUCACCUUCGCCGCUCCCCGGCCCCCUCGGCGGGGGAGGCCGGGGCAGCUUUGGGUCUCACUAACGCCGAGUGACCUGAAUUAAUUCUGCAGUGGUUUAUUCACAAAAAAAAAAAGAAAAGAAAAACAAAACCAACCUUUUUUUUUAUUAUUAUUAUUAUUAAUUCCGUAUUAAUUGGUGAUAUUCGGCCUCCUGGUGAGCAGGGCUGGAGCGGCGCGGUCGGGCUGUACCUGCGGCCUCGUUGUGCUGCCACAGACUCACUGACAAUAAAAACCUUCAGCUGAUGCA